This is a messenger RNA of Exophiala viscosa, 1084 nucleotides long. RefSeq names its product thioesterase family protein. The coding region runs from base 333 to 962 and encodes 209 amino acids. The record is from RefSeq and is a predicted model, not a curated record. NCBI's taxonomy places the organism in Eukaryota, Fungi, Ascomycota, Eurotiomycetes, Chaetothyriales, Herpotrichiellaceae. The transcript has a single exon.
AGAUACUGGGGAACAUCAUACCGAGCUACAAAGUUUCAUUGCCUUUAAGGCCUAUCAAUGAUGGGAGUGGAUGUCAUGCUCAGCUUCUCGGUUUGGCUUGCCUGCGCGCCUAGAUUUGUAUGUCAGGCGGGAGAUCUCAUGAUCUUGUGACAAACUCGUUUUGACGGAUCCAAUGUUUCAAUCCGUGCCGAGCCUCAUAUGCAACGAAUUCACGUCCUUUCCGUGGCAUUCUGGGGCGAAAACAGCAUAUCUAUCUUGAGACUUCGUUGAAUCUCGACCUGAAGGUGUAGCCUUUUUCCUGCUUAUACGACUCCUUUCUUCUGGCGAGCGCUAUGCUGAACGAACAGCACUCGGAGUCUGGACCAUGCGAGCAACCUGCGGAUCUGCGAAGCAUUGCCAAUGUCGAGGAACAGUUACUGCAAGCAGUCCGCAACUCUCCAGCCAUCUCAGCUUUUCUUCAUGAUGGCCAAGCAGGUGGGAGAUCAGUGCAGCAAAGUCGAUGCCUUCUGAGGGUCUCUUCGGAGGCUCUACCAAAUCAUCUCACGGCCAGCACACUCGCGGGCGUCUCAAGGAUAUCAGUGCCGCCACAAAUAUUCUUCGACGAUGCGAACGGCUCUCUCAUCGCAGCCUACCAUCUCGGCUUGGAGCUCUCCGGCCAUGUUGGUCUCAUUCAUGGAGGAUUCUUGGCAGUUGUCUUGGACGAGUGCAUGGGUAGAGCAUGUUUUGCCCGUCUGCCGGAGAAGAUUGGAGUGACUGUACACAUGGAAAUCGACUAUCGAAAGCCGGUGAAAGCAGACAGCAUGAUCCUUGUGCGGGCGGUGACAGAGCGUGUCGAGGGCAGGAAGGCGUGGGUCAAAGGAACCGUCAUGUCGCUCGGAGAUGUUGCAGAGGAAGUAUUGGUCGAAGCUCAUGCAUUGUUCAUUCAGCCCAAAUGGGCGUCGAGCAUGGAACAGAUCAUGUGAGGGAUAAUGGAGGUUGCCACAGGUUUCAAUCAGUGGCCAGUGCCAUUAAACCAGGAGAACGUCCACCUGAAGAUCUCGCAUAACUUGUCUCCAAUCCACAGAGACCGAUCCCUUGUCUACGC